Messenger RNA from Phytophthora nicotianae INRA-310, 1800 nucleotides. RefSeq lists its product as hypothetical. Bases 1 to 1800 code for a protein of 599 amino acids. The transcript is spliced from 7 exons. NCBI's taxonomy places the organism in Eukaryota, Oomycota, Peronosporomycetes, Peronosporales, Peronosporaceae. The record is from RefSeq and is a predicted model, not a curated record.
AUGAGUCGCAAGCGCAAGAGAGACGACUACCCGGGCGACUGGGACGUCGUCGAGGAGACUCAGGACCCCGACAAGUGGCUCCCUCCCAUCGAGAUCGUAGCCGAGACGCAGGACCCAGACGGGGACGAGGAAAUGAAGGGGACGGACAGUGACAAAGAGAUGAAAGAAGUAGUACCGAAGGCAACGAGAACGAAGACGGCUGGUACUCUUCGCAAGAAGGAGAACAAGAAAAGCAAAGUGCUUCGAUCUGUUGUCUGUCGGGUGAACAGGAUUUGCGCAGACAACCGUCUUGUGAAAGAGAUCAAGUGCACUACGCUAGCCAUGAAGCAGAUCCAGAUGGAGACGUGGCACCUGGUCAACCUCCACACACUGCGCUGCCUCGAGCACGAUCUUCCAUUGCCAGACUAUGGCAAAACGUUUUUCGACCAUUGCUGCACGGGUGUGGCCUCCACACAGUUGAAACAGGCUUUGCGAGAGCAACUAGUGGUCAACGUUGACGUGAUGAUUCGAGAACAGUUUCGGAAGCGGUGGAGGGCGUACGUACUGAUCAAGUUCGGGAAGACGGGAGACGGCCUGAGCCCAGUCGAAGAGAAGGCAAGCAAAAGCUCGUCAGGCAGAUCAUGUAUGCUUGCUACAACUAAUAUCAAGAACAAUGGCCUGGCGUUCUACAUUCGGCCGGAAUGGGAGUUCCAGAGCGUCGUGGAAGCUCGUAUGGAGGCCGUUCUAAACGAGAAAGGGACGUUGGCAGGAUUCGUGUCUCGCAUCUGCAAAUGUGGAGAAGGAAAUCUAAUGGAAGACUGGAACAUGCCUCAAGUGAAGAUUUCUAGAUCAUCCUUUGGCGCUAUCCGAUGGACUGUCAUGCGACGAGCAUUUGCGAUUGAUCACUUCGAGACUGUAGCGGAUGAGUCUGUGACGAAGCCAGAAUUCCGGCAGAUGACAGUCGAAGCGAAGUACAACCACGCCAGCCAUCGCUUUGCCAACGAGAUUAAUACCGAUGGAUACAAUCGUCAAUCCUUCAUCGGCCUCGAUCCCGGCAUGCGGUCGGUGUGUACAGCAGCUCGACAACACCUUCGACCUCAGGCUCCUCGUCGACGUAAGCAGAGAAGGGCUUUACGCCUAGGGCAGCGUCCGGGCAGAGAGAUCGUCAGCGUCACCACUCGCGAGUACAGGCAUCUUGCCGGGUUCAACCGCUUCCGCGCUUGGAACGAGAGCCAAAAGAUGAAGUUUCCCGAGUACAAUAAGGUGAUCGACGGUAUGCCUUCAUUCAAGACAGCGAGCUACGAACAGUACCUGGAGCCACUCGAGUACUUUUGGCAACACGCGGCGUACCUCCUACAGUUUUGCAAAGAUCGACCGUACCUGAAGUGGCGCUUCUUCCAGAAGCGUAUGGCUCGGGUUGCAGUGGAUACGCUUGCUAGGCGGAUCGUACCGACUGUGAGUAGGCUCACAUGUGUAGCCUACGGUGAUUGGAGCCGGAGAGAUGGAAUCAAGGGCCACGCUCCGAUCCCGGUCAAGGGGUUGAAAGAGGCACUGCAGAAGCGCGCGACGUGCCCUACUCCAGUCUUCCCCAAAAGCGUCGACAACCCCAAGAGAAAGAAGGUCAAGGGCAAAGUCCUUCCACGUGAUUGGUUCCAGACUGAGAUCCAGUCACGCCACUGCCACGUCGUGCUUCUCUGUGAGAACAAGAUCUGCCAGGCGAUGUACUGGGACCGAGACGUGAACGCCGCCAUCAACAUGCUGGAACUGCUGAAGAGCGAGGUGCAAGGGCGAGGACGAAUGCAGCCGUUCAAACGCUCGUAG